AUGGGUACGUACCUGCUGCCUCUUUCUCUUUCAGGAAAGUCGUCAAAAACGCUGCAUUUCUUCGCCCACACACACAACCUGAAUCAUCCCGGCACCAACACUCCCGUCUACUUGGGCUCUUCCCAGUCCCUACCUAGCACUGUUCCUGUGUUAUUACAUUCUGAAGAUCCAACGACGAAUACGAACGAAUGCAGGUUCGCAAUGCCCAUCUCUCAUCGCCGGUGUCUUUUCACGCCUCGGAGCUGCACCAGCUGGCGAGUCGCAAUCCGUCAAUCCCUCGAUCCUUGA
Molecule: messenger RNA, 288 nt
Organism: Colletotrichum tamarilloi
Lineage: Eukaryota; Fungi; Ascomycota; Sordariomycetes; Glomerellales; Glomerellaceae
Exons: 1
Coding region: 1-288 (95 amino acids)
Source: RefSeq, a predicted model, not a curated record